Anthonomus grandis grandis is the source of this 2368-nucleotide messenger RNA. It is a transcript of the gene ida, whose product is annotated as anaphase-promoting complex subunit 5. Gene Ontology annotation, biological process: protein K11-linked ubiquitination; anaphase-promoting complex-dependent catabolic process; positive regulation of mitotic metaphase/anaphase transition. The record is from RefSeq and is a predicted model, not a curated record. The transcript has 11 exons. Gene Ontology annotation, molecular function: protein binding. Bases 78 to 2327 code for a protein of 749 amino acids. NCBI's taxonomy places the organism in Eukaryota, Metazoa, Arthropoda, Insecta, Coleoptera, Curculionidae. Gene Ontology annotation, cellular component: anaphase-promoting complex.
AUAACAUUCCAAAUAUAAACAGUAUUUUUUCAAAUUUUAACAUCUAACACAUUAACAAUAUAAGAAUUAAGCUUAAAAUGUCAACAGGAACUACAAAAGACAACCCGGCACCUUCAAAAACAUUUCAAAGGGAAACAGUUACCCCUUAUAAAUUGGCAGUUGCAGUCAUGAUAAAAUGUUAUUGUGAAUUCAAAGAUUCAGAUGAAAUGGAGGCCUUAACCCCAACAGAGAAAGUCAAUCUCAGAAGGGCAUUUUGUAUCCAAUCUUUAAAUAUUUUACAGGGACCUGAUCUUAUUUUGACCAAUCUUAGACAUUUAUUACAAUCAGAUAUGGCUUUACAUCCGAUAUGUGAGAAUUUUGAUUUAAAUUUAAAGUAUAUUUAUCAAAACGGAAUUGGUAGUCUGAUGGAUAUUAUUGAUGAUCUUAGACAAGUUUUAAAUGGAGAUCCUAACCAGACGGAUAAAAAUCCUUUGGCUCCUAACAGCGUAAUUGUUCGAAAUAGUGUAGUGGGUUAUUUUCUCAGACGAUUCAUUGUAUUUUUUGAAAAACUCAGCAUUAGUGAAGUUUCUGCACUAUAUGAAGCAUAUUUAAGAUACUAUACUGAAUGGAAAAAAAUGCAAGAAUCCACAAUAACAAUUGAUCCAAAAUAUUAUGAAUGGUUUGUUGAUGAAAAUCAAUGGUCAAGGAGACAGGCAGAGUUAUUUUUGGCUACACAGGCUGCACUUCUUCAAAAUGAUGAGGAAAAAGCUUUGCAACCUCAAGAUCUCCACACUAGGAUAACUAGUAUAUUAAAGUCAAAUCCUGAUUUAGCAGAGGCACAUUUUAUGUCAUUUCUAAACUAUCUGCGUGUCGAGGAAUUUUGUGGAGCGAUGCGCAGCCUAUUUCACUGCUUUGACAGGCGAAGCAAUCCGGAGCUUAAGUGUUACAAUGACGAGAAAAACAAAGAGCAUCGAUAUGCGGCCUUAAAUCUAGCAAUUUUGUAUCAUCAUUUUGGGCAUAUCAAUGAAGCCCUAGCCUCCCUGAAAGAAGCUAUAAAGAUUGCUCAUCAGGCAAACGAUAAUCUUUGUCUCCAACAUGCUCUUUCGUGGCUCUACAGACUGUCAAACGUUAAUAAAGAUAAUCUUAUCGUACAGUGCAUAAUAAAAACGUUUGAACUGAAUAUAAGCUAUACAACCUCACUGGCGUUGCAAAAUUUUGCACAUUAUGGCAGUUCUAAAACUUGUGUUAAGCCCAGUGUCAUUUUUGAGACAUUAACUAAAAGCGAUAUGCUGAACUGUCAGCACAACUAUAAAGAUCUGAUUUUCAAUAACAAUGCUAUGAAAGCCUCGUUAUGGAGGUUAUAUGGUAAAACUGACAUGUGUUCCCUAUGGUCCCAAGUUCUUUUGUAUUUAAAUAUUGAUACUGAAACACAAACGUCUGCUCAUUAUGGAGAAGGAUAUUUACAAGCUAUUUGUAAUGUCGCCAUGGAUAUGUUAUUACAGGGAGAAUACAACUUGGUAAACGUUCUUCUCCAGUACGCAAAACGUAGGUACCCAAACGAACCACUAGCUCGAACAUGGAUGCUAGUGGAAAAUUGGGCCAGUUACACCAGAGCGCUGUACCAUGAAAAAUGGCAGGAAGCUGAAUCUGCCGCGCAGAAAAUUUUAGUGUUGGAUAAAUGGGAGGGGUACCUAAAACUUGCUGAAUUAAAUUUCUAUCAGCAAGAAUAUGACGAGGCGAAUAAUUGUCUGGCAUUUAUAUUACAGAAUUAUAAUUAUGACGAACAUUUAAACGAUGGAAAAUUCUGUUUAUUAAGAGCAAAGAUCUUGCAAGCCGAAAUACAAUUUGCGAGUAGCUAUCCCAAUGUCUCUGGACCUCUGCUGAAUAAUUGUCUAUUAGACGCAGAAAAGUCAGAGUUGGCUUACCAGAUUGCGCUUGUUCAGCUCCAUAUGGCCAAUACAUUACUUACUUUAGGUCUUACAACUCAGGCAGUAAAAGUUCUAAACAAUCCCAGAUGUAUGGUUGAAAUUCUUUCAAAUGGUGGAGAAUUUGAUAAAGCAAGAGCUACCCUUUUAUAUAUAAAAUGCAUUAUAGCCGAUUCCAGCAAGAAAGACCCCGAAGCUCGAGCGGAAGUCAUAAGAAAAGCGUCAAUUUCCCUUGAAAAAGUAAAAAUGGGAUUUAGCAAAGUUGAGGCGUAUUCCAGGGUGAAAGAUGUCUUAUACCUUCAAGCGCAAUUAUAUAAUAUUUUAAACAUGAAGCAAGAACGAAACGACUGCUCCCUAGAAUACAGGAUUUUAGAUGAGGAACAUCCGACGAAAAAUAUUCAAACUUUAAUAAAAUUUCUUUAGAGUUAUAAGUUAUUUUUUGUAAUAUAGCUGUUGCUUAGUUA